GCACCACCGAGGAGAUCCUCGAUCGACUCUGCGUGACCGAGCUGCUGAAGGGAUGGCCGGUAUACCGCGAUGCGUCUGAAUGGGCGCACUACCGCAACUGUUUCGCCGAAGAGGCCUACAUCUUCACCAGUUCGUCUUUUUCCCCCUCCCCUCCCCAAAUCCCAACCCAUCAUCCAAUCUCUAACCCACCCACCCAUCCACCACAGCCUGGAGUGGCGGCAUGCCCAUCGACGACUUCAUCGAAGUAUCCAAAACCGGCCGCCGCAACGGCGACCACAUCAUGCACCGAGAAAACGGCACCCUGGUCGAGCUGAACCCGGCCACCGGCCGCGCCGUCGGCAAAAUGAAGGCGACCAUCACGCAGCGCUUCUCCUUCGAGGGCGUGGAAUGCGACGUCGAAUGCGACUGCCGGUUCAUCAUGUGGUGCGCCAAGGGCCCCUCCGGCUGGAAGGUCCACUUCAAGCGGCUGUUCUACGAGAAGGACAAGAUCGUCCCCGUGGACGGUAAGAAUGUGCCCGAGUUCUCGGCCGACGAGCUGAAGCCGUAUCCCUAUGGGUAUCGCUAUCUGGGCGCGGCGCAGGCCAGACUGGGGCAUAAGAUCAAGUUGGAUUUGCCGACCAUGGCGGAUGAUGACAAGUUUCGGGGCAUGUAUGAGGCCAUGGAGAGGUGGUUGGGAGGGGAGGAUAUUCGGGAGACGUUGGGGAUUCCGGUGUAGAUUUGUUUGGGGUUGGAUGAUUAUGAUUAUGUUUAUGUUUUAUUGUAAAUAGAUGAUGUGAGUAUGAGGAGUAUGAGAAUAUGAUGGAUGAAUAAUAAUCAUCGGGCUGCGGGGUAAUCA
Aspergillus heteromorphus CBS 117.55 is the source of this 835-nucleotide messenger RNA. RefSeq lists its product as uncharacterized. Lineage: Eukaryota; Fungi; Ascomycota; Eurotiomycetes; Eurotiales; Aspergillaceae. The record is from RefSeq and is a predicted model, not a curated record. The coding region runs from base 221 to 715 and encodes 164 amino acids. The transcript has a single exon.